UCUUGGAGCUCUUGUAGGUCUCUCUGUUGCAGCUGUGGUUCUUCUGGCCUUCAUCGUCACUCUGUGUGUCCUCUGCUAUCUGUUCAUCACCACUAAACCCAGAGGUCUGGACAAUGGGCUGCCACUCAGAGCUCCAGGCACUACAUCGAGUCCACAAGGACCAGGGCCGAGUCAUACCGCCCCCCCUGCUGGUCCUCAAGGCUUCAGGAAACACUUCCUGAGGGGGAAGCUGGACUGUGACAACCAGCCUCCGGACCCUGACCGCCUUUUCCAACGUAGUUUCAUGGCUACUGUGACCUAUAUCAAAGUUGAGGGUGCUACAUAGACUGGUAGACUACGUGAAGUUUUAAUUGUGAAGACCAUUGGUGCAAGUCAAAGCUCAUCGGCCCAUUUCAAUACCUUUAAUUUCUGUAGCCUGCAUUUAAAACAAAUCUUGGCUACCCCCCAAGCUGAAUUUCUUGAACUCCGCGAUCGCGUGCGCAUGGCUGCCCAUCAGCAACAACAAUGAUGGAAAGUUUUGAGAACAAGCUAUUAGUCCAUGGGCUUGGGCAUCAGUCCUUCCCUGACAGUCCAGAUCCAAAUAUGUCCUAUGAGUAGCUACUAUCAAAUAUUGCCAAUAAAAGCCGAUUUUUUUUUUUUUUAAAGAAAUGUUGGCAACAGAUCAGUACCUGCGCAAUUCAAAGAAAAACAAGUCAGAGAAAAAGAUCUGCCAGUGCACAACAGGAAAUGAUGCCUGGGUUCUCUGGUGUGCCUUCACUGGAAUCCGUAAGCUACAUUGUUCAUUGCAAGAAGCUGAACAAAUACCAUUCCCAUCAGCCU
Notothenia coriiceps (black rockcod) is the source of this 819-nucleotide messenger RNA. Its product is annotated as membrane protein FAM159A. The annotation marks the transcript as partial. The transcript is spliced from 2 exons. Lineage: Eukaryota; Metazoa; Chordata; Actinopteri; Perciformes; Nototheniidae. The record is from RefSeq and is a predicted model, not a curated record.